ACACAGGGGGUCACCAUGAGUUGGAGUAGUAGACUUGAUAGCAACUAACAACACCGACUAUUUCAAAAUAAAAAUUGUUUUUCAAACGAUGUCUUGGGCAGGACUUCAGAUAAGGCAGGACAGAAGUCAGGGUAGGUGGAGUCACACACACUGAGGUUCGCGUGCUGGGGGAAGAUGUCGUCAUUGAUGACUUCUUGUUUCCUGAGUCAGUUGUGAGGAGGAAACUGUGCACCAGGCAGUGCAGAGAUCCAAGAGGUUGGAGCUAAACUUCUACCCACACAUCCUGGAGACAAAUUGGGCAGGAAGAGAGCCACGAUUGCCCCAGCCCUGCUUCUUCCUUUGAUCCACAAAGCUGAAGACAGGAUUUUGAUUCAUAAGGGAUACAAUGCUCACAGAAUUCCUAUCCCUGCUUUGCCUUGGGCUGUGUCUGGGUUUUGAAGAUGAGAAAAUGAAUGAAAGACUUCCCAAGCCCGUCUUCAUGGCCUGGCCCAGCCCAGUAGUUGAAAGCAAAAGCAACGUGACUCUGAAGUGCAGGUCUCCGUUCCAGAAUACUACCUUUAGGCUGGGGAAGUUGAAUGACACUGGGCCCAAGCAACAGCUGAGCUCAGCGGGAAACAAUGCUGAACUCCUCCUUAUUGACCUGAAGCCUAAGGAUUCUGGGACUUACUUUUGCACCUACAAGACAACGGCCUUCCAAGGAUGGUCAGAGAGUGAAUGUCUACAUCUCGUGGUCACAGAUCCGUAUGCCGGAUACGGAGCUCCGCCACUAAAAAUAGACGGCAGAAGCCUCAUCUUUAUCACAACCUUCAGCUGCCUUUCCAUCUUCCUCAGCUUCCUCUCUGUCUUCAUCAUCUACAGAUGUGUUCCGAAUGAUUCAGCACGUGAAGAAUCCACCAGGAGAUCCCAUACUUCAAUGGGUUUCUCUCUCUCAGAACCAGCCAUUCUGAUUUUCCCAAGCAGGAGGCAACAGAUUUCUCCAAGCCAGAAAGGACAUCUCUCUUGGCUGAAGACCCCAAGGUGAACACAAGGGCACCAUGUGAAGCAGCUUAUGUCCCCACCAAGGAGCCCCUAGGAGCUUGUGAAUUACAACCCUGAAGGUGUAGAAGGAAGCCAGCAGGAACCACUGGAGAAGGACUUCUACGGGAAGGAGAGCCUGGAUUAAGACACCUGGGGUGCCUAGGAAUAUGGAAACCCAGUGUUCCUCACUCAUAAUCCAUAUUAAUCAAAAUAAUUUUCUCUCUUUUGCUUCCAUGCCUCUCAAAACUUACUGGGUGGGUUUUCAUGAAAUUUGGAGUGUGAGUUUAGGAUGAUGUGACUUAAAACAAAGGCUGAGAAGCAAAGAUUAUGAAUGGUUAUCAGGGGUGGGAGGGAAGGGAAAAGGGGGAGUUUUUGUUUG
This is a messenger RNA of Trichechus manatus latirostris (Florida manatee), 1396 nucleotides long. Its product is annotated as V-set and transmembrane domain-containing protein 1. NCBI's taxonomy places the organism in Eukaryota, Metazoa, Chordata, Mammalia, Sirenia, Trichechidae. Gene Ontology annotation, cellular component: plasma membrane. The record is from RefSeq and is a predicted model, not a curated record. The transcript is spliced from 9 exons. Bases 386 to 1021 code for a protein of 211 amino acids.